AUGCAGAUUUCCGUACUGGUAGCAAAACUUGAAGCCGUAUACGAGCGUCUAGAUGACCUUCAACAAGCUCUUGAUUCGAUAGGCAGCGCAUCCACGGGAGUUGGGGCAAUGGAUAAGCAGCUAUCCGCGAGGCGGGCGCAGCUACUUGCUCUGUAUGCUAAGAUAGACAAAUUAGAGGUAUUCAUGCGCGUAGUCAAGGAGACCGUAGUGGAGAUGACGUAUGCGAUGGAAAGCACUGAGAGGAAGCAUGCGGCGCGCAAAGCUCUGACCGCCCCUGCGGCGAAAUCUAAUAAAUUCAUGGACUUUAUUGGCCGAGCCAUGCAAUCCACCGCAACUCGGGGGCGUGAUUCCGAGCCCUUGGGACCAAUAGUCGUCCCAGAAGUGUGGACCACAGAAAAUUACUUUACCCCGAGCCUCACGGCUGAUUAAGACUAGCAUCCGAUGUGUUUGAUUGUUAUUUGAGAUGGGUUUACCGCGUUGGUUGGCUAGGGUGGAUGACAUAUAAACUGGCAUAGAAGUUUGUGUUUGUGAAGGUACAAAACCUAGCGAAUGCGCGAACCCACAGCGGGUCAAAUUCUCGAAGAAUAUCCCAACACGCUAUCAUAAGACUUGAUUAUAGAUACAUGCUUACGAAAUGCGUAUAAUACUACAUAUCAGCAGACGGUAUACGGUGAAUUAUAGUUUUUAUUAAAGUUAUAAUUGAUGUAUUCACAGAAAGAUCAGACACAAUCCGCGAACUAUGUUCGCGCUUGGUAUGCGAAACAUUCGGUUCACACCAAGUCCACCGCCACAGUGUCCUCUCAGCCACCUCGCCCUUAAACUACUAUUUGUUUCGGAUGGCGUUUAGAAGUUUCUGGGAAUUUCUUUUCCACCGUUACAAUCUGGGGAAGCACAAUACCAGCGAAUCCGAGAGCUGCACAAACUAGCAGAACUACGAUGCCGAAGGCCUGAUAUCCCAUGAUGUAACCUCCGUAUCCGCUAUCGAUUCCAAAUUUGUUAAAUUUCAACGCCAACAAGAAAGCUACCAGAGGGGUGACAAAGAACUUCAGAGCGAGACCCCAGAUAGCAGGAAGCUUCCAGUUGUCCUUUCCAGUUCCUCUAGUAAGAACUUCAUUCAAAUCGAAGAUAAGCACACCCAGUCCGUGGUAUGAAGCUGUCUUGAUACCCUUCAUAAAUCCAACUUGAGAAAACGUCCCACAUAGAACAAACCCGAUCGCUAUGAUUGCUAGCGCUGGUAGAAUACUGGCCAACGCAAGAUAUCCGAGCCCAAGAUCAGUACUGUUUCCGACCGAGAUGCCAAUAGUUGCGAACGCAAGGAAGCCACCGAGACAACCUAGCUCAAGGGCAAGCAUAGACUUCGAUCCAACAAUUUCAGCUGCGUCAUUGCGUUUAUACACCCAUCCAACGACAAAUGCCUCAGUGAAACCUACAGCCAGCAAACCAAUAUUGAUAUAUGCGUCUACGACAUCCAGCAGAUACAAUCCCCAACCGAAGCAGUAAAGUGUAGCCAGAGCCAUACAAGCCGUGACAAUAAAUGCUAGGAGAGGUAAAGGUCCAAGGCGAUCGAACAAUCUCACCUCGCGAAGGUUGCCGAAGAUCGACUCGGUAAGGGCGAACGCACUAUCAAUUCCAAGCAUGAAUACGGUGAAGAAGAACAAGAUACACAUGACAUUGCCCCACCAGCCAGAAGUGAGUGAUAGUGCACUUGGAUAGAGAAUAAAGAUCAAGGAAGGACCGCCCAGGACUCCCUGCAGCUCAUCCCAUGUCAAACCAGUUUCAUACUUGAAGUGACCAGCUACCAAGAAUACGGCGAACCCGGCGACAAAGGAGAAACUUGAAUUCAGCAUAGCGACAACGAUACCGUCCUGAACAAUGUUCUGCUGUCUACCAUUGUGACUCGCAAAGGCGGACAUGAUUCCUGUGCUAAUACCGAGACUGAAGAAAAUCUGUCCGAAGGCAUCCACCCAAAUCUGCCCAUUCUCCAAUACACUCAUAUCCCAAGUUCCAAUAUAUUUGACAACACCAUCGCCUGCACCGUCAAGAGUCGCCCCAUAGAUAAUCAGCACAACUAAAGUAAAGACGGGUAGCAGCACGGUAAACCACACGGCCUUACCCACAACCGCUACACCCUUGAAUAGAAUUAGGAAGACUGCAGCCCAAACUACGAACGUUCCCAAGAAGAGAAACCAAACAAACUCGCCCAACUCAACCACUGCCGCAUCGUUCAAGUGCAGGAUGUCAUCGUAAAAAUAGUUAGAGGGAACAGUAAUCAUCUCGGACGGAGGCAAACCGCGAGCAGACCACGGCAUAGGUGUGUAGAAAGACUGAAUCAAGUAAACAUUACUCCAUCCUAUGAUCACCGAAUAAUAGGUAACAAUGAUGAAGCAGAUCCACAGUGCGGCAAUGCCCAUGCCGACGAAUCGCUCGUUCAGAUUGCCAAACGACCUGCACAUUGCUUGCUGACAGUAUUGAGAGAGCGUCAUCUCAAGCAAAGUGAGCGGAAUGCCGGU
Molecule: messenger RNA, 2510 nt
Organism: Sphaeroforma arctica JP610
Lineage: Eukaryota; Ichthyosporea; Ichthyophonida
Exons: 4
Coding region: 1-429 (142 amino acids)
Source: RefSeq, a predicted model, not a curated record